AUGAAAAAUACUGCCAGAGUAUUUCGUCACGCAAUUGAUUUAGUCAAAUUAGUUCCACAUGGAAUUCUCACAGAUAAUGGAACAGAAUUCAUUGGAAAAGAUUUUGAAGCGGUUUGCCAAGAAUUCAAUAUAAAACAUUUCAAAACUCAUCCGUACUCUCCAGAGGAAAAUGGAAAAAUUGAAAGGAGUUGGGAGACUCUUUUCAAGACAAACCCUGGAGUGAACGUCUUUGAGUUCAUCCCCAAUGUUGUUUCCCAGUAUAAUAGGGUAUGGAAACACUCCGCAUUAUUCAAACUCUUUGGGGAGAAAUUGACUCCAUUUGAGGCCUGGGAAAGAGGCCCCAAAUGGACAAAAGAUCUCUGCGCUGAACCAGGCUUCGAAAAAAAUCUUAGAGAUUAA
Messenger RNA from Trichomonas vaginalis G3, 399 nucleotides. Its product is annotated as reverse transcriptase (RNA-dependent DNA polymerase). The record is from RefSeq and is a predicted model, not a curated record. The transcript has a single exon. Lineage: Eukaryota; Parabasalia; Trichomonadida; Trichomonadidae. Gene Ontology annotation, molecular function: nucleic acid binding. Bases 1 to 399 code for a protein of 132 amino acids. Gene Ontology annotation, biological process: DNA integration.